Propithecus coquereli (Coquerel's sifaka) is the source of this 1867-nucleotide messenger RNA. It is a transcript of the gene MIER1, whose product is annotated as mesoderm induction early response 1, transcriptional regulator. Lineage: Eukaryota; Metazoa; Chordata; Mammalia; Primates; Indriidae. The transcript is spliced from 13 exons. Gene Ontology annotation, biological process: negative regulation of transcription by RNA polymerase II. Gene Ontology annotation, molecular function: histone deacetylase binding; transcription corepressor activity. The record is from RefSeq and is a predicted model, not a curated record. Gene Ontology annotation, cellular component: nucleoplasm. Bases 150 to 1688 code for a protein of 512 amino acids.
GCGGCUCCUGCGCGUUCCCGCCGAGGCAGCGGCGGCGGGAGCGGCAGAGACGGCGGCGGCUGGAGUCCCGUUGCCGAGUCUCACAUCCGGGUUCUGGCCGUGACCCAGCUGCGGCCGCCGCGGAGAUGUGACCCGGCAGUACAGCAAACAUGGCGGAGCCAUCUGUUGAAUCUUCAAGUCCAGGGGGUUCAGCAACAUCAGAUGACCAUGAAUUUGAUCCAUCAGCUGACAUGCUGGUUCAUGAUUUUGAUGAUGAACGAACAUUAGAAGAGGAAGAAAUGAUGGAAGGAGAAACAAACUUCAGUUCUGAAAUAGAGGAUCUUGCAAGGGAAGGCGACAUGCCAAUUCAUGAACUGCUCAGCCUUUAUGGUUAUAAUAGUUCUGUUCAACUACCUGAAGAAGAUGAUGAAGAGGAAGAAGAAGAGGAAGAAGGUGAAGAUGAUGAAGAUGCUGAUAAUGAUGACAACAGUGGCUGUAGUGGGGAAAAUAAAGAAGAGAAUAUAAAGGAUUCAUCAGGUCAGGAGGAUGAAACUCAGUCUUCCAAUGAUGAUCCAUCACAAUCUGUUGCUUCUCAAGAUGCCCAAGAAAUAAUCCGUCCACGUCGAUGUAAAUAUUUUGAUACAAAUAGUGAAAUAGAAGAAGAAUCAGAAGAAGAUGAAGAUUAUAUUCCAUCAGAAGACUGGAAAAAGGAGAUUAUGGUGGGCUCCAUGUUUCAAGCAGAGAUUCCAGUUGGCAUUUGUAAAUACAAAGAAAAUGAAAAAGUAUAUGAAAAUGAUGAUCAGCUCCUGUGGGACCCUGAGUACUUACCAGAAGAUAAAGUGAUUGUGUUUCUUAAGGAUGCAUCUAGAAGAACAGGUGAUGAGAAAGGUGUAGAAGCAAUUCCUGAAGGAUCUCACAUAAAAGACAAUGAACAGGCUUUAUAUGAAUUGGUGAAAUGCAAUUUUGAUACAGAGGAAGCGUUGAGAAGAUUAAGAUUUAAUGUAAAAGCAGCUAGAGAGGAAUUAUCUGUUUGGACAGAGGAAGAGUGUAGAAAUUUUGAGCAAGGACUGAAAGCCUAUGGAAAGGAUUUUCAUUUGAUUCAGGCUAAUAAAGUCCGAACAAGGUCAGUUGGUGAAUGUGUAGCAUUCUAUUACAUGUGGAAAAAAUCUGAACGUUAUGAUUUCUUUGCUCAACAAACACGAUUUGGAAAAAAGAAAUAUAAUCUUCAUCCUGGUGUAACGGAUUACAUGGAUCGUCUUCUAGAUGAAAGUGAAAGCGCUGCUUCUAGUCGAGCCCCAUCCCCUCCCCCAACUGCCUCAAACAGUAGUAACAGCCAGUCUGAGAAAGAAGAUGGCACCAUAAGCAAUAGUAAUCAAAAUGGGGUGUCAUCUAAUGGACCAGGUGAAAUAUUAAACAAAGAAGAAGUAAAAGUUGAAGGGUUACACAUUAAUGGACCAACAGGUGGAAAUAAGAAACCACUUCAUGCAGAUAUGGAUACUAAUGGUUAUGAAACAGAUAACCUUACCACUGACCCAAAACCUGCCCAUAUGACUGCAAGAAAUGAAAAUGAUUUUGAUGAAAAAAGUGAGAGACCUGCCAAAAGGCAAAGGGUAAACAGCAAUGGAAAAGAAAGUCCAGGUUCUUCUGAAUUUUUCCAAGAAGCAAUCUCACAUGGAAAAUUUGAAGAACUUGAAAACACAGAUGACUAAAUUUUAGAUCUUAAUUUUACGUUCUCUGGAGUAAAUUCUGGUGUGACUAAAAUUUUCAGGGUUGAUGGGUUACCUUACAAAGUUGAUUUCCUUGAAGUAGUUGGUUAAAAUUUGAAAAUUGAAUUGAGUCCUAACUUUAGGAAAUAAGAUUUCUUAAUUCUGUCUUUUGCAGAUAUUUU